AUGUUAUCGGGCUUAGAUUUCACUCGCGAUUUGACUCACUGGGUAGUAGUAGUUUAUGAACAAUUCGCCGGGAGCACCGUGGCUUGCAGCGGCUUGCGUGAGCCCCUUUGCGUGCCCCUCUCUGGCGUGCGUGGUUUUAGUGACGCAAUGCUGGACGCUAUGGAGAAGUCUGGAUGCCUGCGUUCGCAUUGGGGAUUUCAUGAUGACUAUGAGAAUCCUCUAACAAUGAUAGCCCAAAACACAUCGAUGUGA
Colletotrichum abscissum is the source of this 252-nucleotide messenger RNA. RefSeq lists its product as uncharacterized. Lineage: Eukaryota; Fungi; Ascomycota; Sordariomycetes; Glomerellales; Glomerellaceae. The transcript has a single exon. The record is from RefSeq and is a predicted model, not a curated record. Bases 1 to 252 code for a protein of 83 amino acids.